ACUUAUGACUUUUGACAUUUAUCGUAGAUGUCAUAGCAAGAAAAAAUGAUAACGUAAAACUUUUAUUUGUUUAUUGUAAAAACAAAAGUUCUCUAAAAUCAAAUGUUUAAUUAAUAUUGGUUCAGUUAAAAAUCUAUUAUUGAACUCAUAAAAAUGGAAAUGGCAAAGUCUAUAUUUGGUUCUCGAGACCAUGAGGGCUAUGUUGGCCGUGAGGAACAUGCUAAAAAGCUGCAAUUCAAUUAUUCGGAAGAAGACAACGAUUUACCAGACUUAAUCGACGAGUUGAGUGUUGUGGACGGUUUGCGACCGAACCCUGGAGGACCCUUCUCUGCACUCACACCAUCGAUGUGGCCACAAGAAAUUCUGGCCAAGCUGGGACAGCCAGAAUGCGAGGCGGGUCCGAAUGACCAGCCUGAUUAUCGAUUUGAUGAGUUCGGAUUUCGAGUGGAGGAGGAGGAUGGGCCCGAACAGAGUUCUAAGAAAUUGCUAGGCAUUCCGUUUGUGGAGGAUACGGAGCAGAGAAAGCAAUGGAUUGCCCACUUGGAGUUCUCCCACAACAAAGAAGCUUGCGAGUUGACGUGGGAAAAUGUCGAUGUUGUCCUGCCACGAACCGAAAAGCUGCGACAAAUGGUCCGCGAUGGAAUACCUCACUCUUUACGUCCACAGAUGUGGAUGAGACUCUCUGGGGCUCUGCAGAAGAAAAUCAAAACUGAAACAUCGUAUCAGGAAAUCAUAAAAGCCUCGGGCAACGACGCACUCAUGACAUCGAAACAGAUAGAGAAAGAUUUGCUGCGAAUACUUCCCACCAAUGCUUGUUUCAGCAACCCUCAUGGCACUGGAAUUCCGCGUUUACGGAGAAUUCUACGUGGCAUCGCUUGGCUCUUUCCCGAUAUUGGCUAUUGCCAGGGAACUGGAGUUAUCGCCGCCUGUCUGCUGCUGUUCAUGGAGGAGGAAAAUGCGUUCUGGAUGAUGGCAACCAUUGUGGAGGAUCUCCUGCCUGCAUCGUACUAUUCGUCUACUCUUUUGGGAAUUCAAGCCGAUCAACGUGUGAUGCAAACACUCAUCGCUAACUAUCUGGCAUCCGUCGAUGAGACGCUUAAGAAGCAUGACAUUGAACUCUCGCUGAUAACACUGCACUGGUUUCUGACACUGUUCGCCAAUGUAGUCCAUAUGAAAAUCCUCGUCCGCAUCUGGGAUUGGUUCUUUUAUGAAGGUUCGAUUGUCCUGUUCCAGUUGACGCUGGGAAUGCUGCGUAUCAAAACAGAAGACUUACAGCGCUUGGAGAACUCAGCACAAAUCUUCAACUCAUUGUCAGAUAUUCCCGGAGAAGUGGACGAUGUUGAGGUGCUGUUCCGCAAUGCCCUCGAAGUUGGGGGCUCUCUGAGCCAGACCGUCAUCGAUACCCAUCGCCGACGGCACUUAGCAUACCUGAUGGCCGACCAAGGGGGUUUGGUGGGCAAUCCGGAGGCGGUUCCAAAUCUACCCAAGCAGCAACUUGCCAGGCGACAAGUCAAACGAACUAAGUCCGUGUUGCAAACAUUGCUGUUCCGUGGCGGUGAGGACACUGAGCCAGAUGAACUCAAGAACAAAAACAUCCGCCAGACGGAGAUUCUAGUGGAUCUUCGAGAAGCGAUUCUAAAAGUUGCUCGCCACUUUCUUACCAUCGAGCCUAAAUUGCAGGCGCACAUCCGCCUCACUGCCGAAUACAACAGCGAUAGUCACGCCAAGGAUCAUGAGAACUUCAUAAAUGUGGCGCGGACCCGCAAACGAAGAGCUAAAGCUCUGCACGACUUUGAAAGGCACGACGAUGAUGAGUUGGGAUUCCGGAAAAAUGACAUCAUCACCAUCAUCAGUCAAAAGGAUGAGCACUGUUGGGUGGGAGAGUUAAAUGGAUUGCGUGGUUGGUUUCCGGCUAAGUUUGUGGAGCUGCUCGAUGAGCGAAGCAAACAGUACACCUCGGCGGGAGAUGAUGCCAUCUCAGAGACUGUCACAGACCUGGUGCGGGGCACUCUAGCGCCAGCAAUUAAACAGGUCCUCGAGCAUGGCAUGAAGCGCCCAACUUUCCUCGGUGGACCCUGCCAUCCGUGGUUAUUCAUAGAAGAAGCCGCCACCCGUGAGGUGGAAAAGGAUUUUGAUUCGGUCUACAGCCGACUGGUGCUAUGUAAAACGUAUCGAUUAGAUGAGGAUGGCAAGGUCCUCACACCCGAGGAGCUCCUUUAUCGGUGUGUUCAAGCUGUCAACCAAAGCCACGACGAUGCUCAUGCCCAAAUGGACGUGAAGUUGCGUAGUCUCAUUUGUCUGGGUCUCAACGAACAGGUGCUACAUCUGUGGCUGGAGGUGCUCUGUUCGUGUGUGGAAAUCGUCCAAAAAUGGUAUCACACUUGGAGUUUUGUCUAUUCUCCCGGUUGGGUUCAGAUCAAGUGUGAAUUGAGAAUCCUGUCACAGUUUGCGUUCAACUUGAAUCCUGACUGGGAGUUGCCGCCCAAACGAGGAAAAGAAAGUCAACCACUUAAAGAUGGAGUAAGGGAUAUGCUUGUUAAGCAUCAUCUCUUCUCAUGGGAUCUAUGAGCAACUAUAAAAAGAGAGCAAUAGAUGGAUGAUGAGCAACAGGUCGAAAGCAGGUGAUAGCUUUUCUUUUUUCGUUUUGUUUUUUCCUCCUCUUCAAAACCAAUCCUGUAUUAAAAGGAUACAAAAACAAAAAUAUGAAACAAUUUUUAUCCAUAACUUGUAUGUGUAUGUUUAUGUGUUUUUGAGUAUUAACUUUUAAUCCCUGUUCCCGUUUGUUUCAUUAUAUUUAAAACACUAACAAAUAAAACAAAAACAAAUAACUUAUAAUAUACAAUAUACAUUAUUAUAUAGGUAAAUAUAAUUUAUUUAAUUUAAAA
Molecule: messenger RNA, 2885 nt
Organism: Eupeodes corollae
Lineage: Eukaryota; Metazoa; Arthropoda; Insecta; Diptera; Syrphidae
Product: small G protein signaling modulator 3 homolog
Exons: 2
Coding region: 154-2568 (804 amino acids)
Molecular function (GO): protein binding
Source: RefSeq, a predicted model, not a curated record